Molecule: messenger RNA, 1561 nt
Organism: Sardina pilchardus (European sardine)
Lineage: Eukaryota; Metazoa; Chordata; Actinopteri; Clupeiformes; Clupeidae
Gene: cdc25d
Product: cell division cycle 25 homolog d
Exons: 11
Coding region: 143-1303 (386 amino acids)
Biological process (GO): positive regulation of G2/M transition of mitotic cell cycle; protein dephosphorylation; positive regulation of G2/MI transition of meiotic cell cycle
Cellular component (GO): cytoplasm; nucleus
Molecular function (GO): protein tyrosine phosphatase activity
Source: RefSeq, a predicted model, not a curated record
UGCAAGCGCAUGUUUGUUGUAGCAACAUGAGACCAGAAAUCCUGACUUGGACAGGGAUUUUCAUCAGAUCACAGAGGUGAACGCUGUGGUGAUGAAAACAGAAAAGGCGUGUGGCCACAAAAGAAUAAUCUAGGCCUACAAGAUGGACGUCAGCCCUUUGAAUACUUGGAAUGAUGGAAUGUCUCCGCAAAGCCUUUCACCUGCGGGAAACUCUUCUUCACCUGUCUCAGAUCUGACUCUUCUUUUCUACAGUCUUCACUGUCAGGAUACGAAUAUUCCAUGGAGAGAUCUUCAGCAGACGCCAGACUCACAUUCCCCCCCUGGAGCCUUGUACAAGAGACAGUUGGGGACGCCAACAGUGAGGAACUCCACCGAAGAUAUUGAAAGCAGAGAGAGGUUUUCACCUGAAUACUCAGCUCCAAAACGGAGGAGUGUGCGUGUGAAGCUGUCGUCACGUUUUCCAAAAACAGUGAAUCAAGAGGUCAUCUCUUUGGCCAAGGAGCAGUACAAUACAUCUCCAGCAGAGGGCACACUCUCCCAAGAGGAGGCAGGCACGGUGGCGCCAGUGGAUGACAUGGUUACAGCAUUGCUCUCCUUGGGCCGAGUCAGGUCCAAACACCAUCCCAGCCGGAAUCAGAUUCUAGAAUCACUGAUUGGAAACCACCUUAUAGGAGACUUCAGCAAGAUGCAUGUUCUUCCCAUUGAAGAAGUGGAUCAAGAUCUUCAUUGUGUAUCAGCCAAUACAGUGGCUUCACUAUUGAAUGGAGAGUUUGAGUCAACAGUGGAGGAUUUCCUCAUCAUUGAUUGCCGCUACCCUUACGAAUAUCUAGGAGGUCACAUUAAGGGUGCGGUGAACCUUCACACAGAAGCUCAGGUCCAGAAGGCUUUUCAUCAUGGCCUCACCCUUGGUCAGUUUUCCCGUUCACCUGAGGAGCAGAACUCCAGCUCUCCAGAGACAGGGCCAGGAGCUCUAUCACCUUUGCAGAGCAAGUCACAAAGGAAGCUUUUGAUAUUUCACUGUGAAUUGUCUUCAAAGAGGGGACCACGGCUAUGUAAAUACUUGAGAAAACUGGACCGGAAUCUGCACUCAUGUGUAUAUCCUCAUCUCUACCAUCCUGAGGUGUAUCUCUUACAUGGAGGCUACAAACAAUUUUUCACAUGCUUUCCGGACCUUUGUGACCCGAAGGGGUAUGUGCCAAUGCGUCAUCGGGACUUCAGAGAGCAACUGAAAGGAUUUAGACAGAAGAAGAAAACAGCUAGACGACGUCAAAACUUUACUACAACACCUAAAACAAAUAACUGAUGAAACAACUUCUAUCUUGCUGAACAGUUGUUGAAUGUAAACAGAGACUGGGUUUUGAAGGAUGGAGGCUUGAUGAUAGUCUGCAUUUUUUUUUACAUCUUAAUUAAACAAACUAUUGUAGUGUGUGUCCCGUGUGUGCGCGUCCCCGCGCGUGUGGUGUACCCAUGAGCAGAUGACAAAUGUCUGUAUAGGACAUCAAAAAACGUAGGGCCAUUCUUACACAAAAAAGAUGUAUAAAUCCGAACGAUAAUAAAAGAU